Messenger RNA from Astyanax mexicanus (Mexican tetra), 2732 nucleotides. It is a transcript of the gene ddx1, whose product is annotated as DEAD (Asp-Glu-Ala-Asp) box helicase 1. Gene Ontology annotation, molecular function: nucleic acid binding; ATP binding; protein binding. The transcript has 26 exons. The record is from RefSeq and is a predicted model, not a curated record. Lineage: Eukaryota; Metazoa; Chordata; Actinopteri; Characiformes; Acestrorhamphidae. Bases 236 to 2458 code for a protein of 740 amino acids.
UAACUGAAUCAAAUGCCCACAACACACUCCUGAGCUCGCACAGGCUUUCGCUGUGAAAGCCGGGUUACAGUAAUCAGUGUAGUUUAGUAUAAGUGUUAAAGGUGUGUGAUUUUAUCUGGAUUAAGGUGUGAAGAGGAUCGAUAUUCCAGAGCAGUGUGAGGAGGAGAAGGAGGAGCUGAUCUCUCUCAGUAUAGGAGUUCAGUCUGAGUUAUUUAGCGCUCUGUCACGGGUGAACAUGGCUGCGUUUGGAGAGAUGGGCGUGAUGCCUGAGAUCGCUCAGGCUGUUGAGGAGAUGGACUGGCUGUUGCCAACAGACAUUCAAGCUGAGUCUAUUCCACUGAUUCUUGGUGGAGGAGAUGUUCUUAUGGCUGCUGAGACUGGGAGCGGAAAAACUGGGGCGUUCAGCAUCCCAGUGAUCCAGAUCGUGUAUGAAACAUUAAAGGAUCAGCAGGAGGGGAAGAAGGGUCGUGCUGCAGUGAAGACAGGAGGAGCAGUGUUUAAUAAGUGGCAGAUGAACCCAUAUGACAGAAGCCCAGCAUUUGCUAUUGGCCCAGAUGGACUUUGCUGCCAAAGCAGAGAGUUUAAGGAGUGGCAUGGCUGUCGUUCCACCAAAGCUGUGACUAAGGGCAAAUAUUACUAUGAAGUCUCCUGUCACGACCAAGGGUUGUGCAGAAUUGGUUGGUCCACUAGCCAGGCUGCAUUAGACUUGGGUACGGACAAGUAUGGCUUUGGCUUUGGAGGUACCGGGAAAAAAUCCCACAAUAAGCAGUUUGACAGUUACGGAGAGGAGUUUACUAUGCAUGACACCAUCGGAUGCUACAUAGACAUGGACAAGGGCCAUGUGUCAUUUUCUAAAAAUGGAAAUGAUCUUGGCUUGGCCUUUGAGAUUCCACAAAACCUGAGAAGCCAGCCAUUCUUUGCCUCCUGUGUGCUCAAGAAUGCUGAACUAAAGUUUAAUUUUGGAGGAGAGCCAUUUAAAAACGCCCCCAAAGAGGGCUUUAAGGCCUUGGACCAAGCGCCAGACGGACAUGUGGUCAAAUCAAGCCAAACUGGCAGUGCCACAGUGAGCCAGGUAAAAUCCAGCUCCAACUCUCCCAGAGCUCUUAUUAUCGAACCAUCGAAAGAGCUGGCCGAGCAGACCCUCAACAAUGUCAACCAGUUUAAGAAAUACGUGGAAAACCCCAAACUACGAGAUCUGCUGAUCAUUGGAGGAGUAGCAGCCAAAGAGCAGCUCUCUACUUUGGAAAGUGGGGUUGAUAUAGUUGUUGGCACACCAGGCAGACUGGAUGACCUCAUAUCUACAGGGAAGCUGGAUCUGUCCCAAGUCCGCUUCCUGGUUCUGGAUGAGUGUGACGGGCUUCUCUCAGCUGGGUACACUGACUUCAUCAUGAGGGUCUUCAACAAGAUCCCUCAGGUCACCUCAGAUGGAAAGAGGCUACAGGUCAUUGUAUGUUCGGCUACACUGCACUCAUUUGAUGUGAAGAAGCUCUCAGAGAAGAUCAUGCACUUCCCUACCUGGGUUGACCUGAAGGGGGAGGAUUCUGUCCCAGAGACUGUCCAUCAUGUGGUGGUGCCUAUCAACCCCAAAAAUGAUCGGCUUUGGGAGAGACUUGGCAAGAACCAUAUAAGGACUGAUGAGGUUCAUGCCAAAGACAACACAAGGCCUGGAGCUAACUCUGCAGAGAUGUGGUCAGAGGCCAUAAAGAUCCUGAAGGGAGAGUACGCAGUGCGGGCCAUCAAAGAGCACAAGAUGGACCAGGCCAUCGUCUUCUGCAGAACCAAGAUCGACUGCGACAACAUGGAGCAGUACUUCAUCCAGCAAGGAGGAGGUCCAGAUAAAAAGGGACAUCAGUUCUCAUGCGUCUGUCUCCAUGGUGACAGGAAGCCCAACGAGCGUAAAAACAACUUGGAGAGGUUCAAGAAACGUGAGGUGAGGUUGCUGAUUUGCACAGAUGUGGCUGCCAGAGGAAUCGACAUCCAUGGUGUUCCAUAUGUGAUUAAUGUGACUCUGCCAGAUGAGAAACAGAAUUAUGUGCAUCGCAUUGGAAGAGUUGGCAGAGCUGAGAGAAUGGGUCUAGCCAUUUCCCUGGUGGCCAUGGAAAAGGAAAAAGUGUGGUACCAUGUCUGUGCUAACAGAGGGCGAGGCUGUUCUAACACCAGACUGAAGGAAGAUGGAGGCUGCACUAUAUGGUACAAUGAAAAAGAGCUGUUGGGAGAUAUUGAGGAACACUUGAAGUGCACCAUUACGCAGUGUGAGCCGGACAUCAAAGUGCCUUUGGAUGAAUUUGAUGGCAAGGUCACCUACGGCCAGCGCAGAGCUGCAGGAGGUGGUCUCUAUAAGGGGCAUGUUGAUGUACUGGCUCCCACUGUACAAGAACUGGCUAAUCUUGAGCGGGAGGCACAAACCUCUUUCCUGCACCUGGGAUACCUCCCCAACCAGCUCUUCAAAGCUUUCUAAGCAGCACUUCUCCACACCAUAGACCAUUAGUGUUUAAAAGGAAGUUCAAACACUAAAUUAAGAGCUGUUUCAUUCAUGUUGUUAAAUUGUUAGAUUAAUAUAAAUAUUAAUCUAUGGUUUUUCUUCAUUUCAUUAUUUCAUUAGUAAUAUUCAAUAAGUAAUAAUUUUUUUGAAGGCCUUAAAAAGGUAUUAUUUUUUUUUUUUUUGUUGGUUGAUCUUGCACUCCUGUAAGACCUCUGAAGUGUCAAUUCUGCAAAAUAAACUGUUAACUGCA